ACGGACGUGACGCAGAGCUCAGCAGGUCCUGCAGCCGGAGUGAAGUGCGGGCUCCGGCCCCAUGUGCCUUCAGUCACGACCCGCCCAGGUCGCCGGCUUCUGCAGACUCCAGGGGACCGCAGCGGCAGUGCCGCGCUUGCGCCCUGAGCGGAGCCAUGUCCGGUAACGGCGGCGCGGCCACAACCGCGGAAGAAAACGGCUCAAUGAUGAGGGUGAUUCGAGUGGGCACCCGGAAGAGUCAGCUGGCUCGCAUACAGACCGACACUGUGGUAGCGAUGCUGAAAACCUUGUACCCUGGCAUACAGUUUGAAAUCAUUGCUAUGUCCACCACAGGGGACAAGAUUCUUGAUACUGCACUCUCUAAGGUAAUGGCAGUCCUUAUCCCUGCUUGCCUCGUCUCUCUCCCCACUUAUAAGGGGUUCACUCUGAGGUUCUUUCUUCCCUGGCAGAUUGGAGAGAAGAGCCUGUUUACCAAGGAGCUAGAAAACGCCCUGGAAAAAAAUGAAGUGGACCUGGUUGUUCACUCCCUGAAGGAUGUGCCUACCAUACUACCUCCUGGCUUUACCAUUGGAGCCAUCUGCAAACGGGAAAACCCUUGUGAUGCUGUUGUUUUUCACCCAAAGUUUAUUGGAAAGACCCUGGAAACCUUGCCAGAGAAAAGUGCCGUGGGGACCAGCUCCCUGAGGAGAGUGGCGCAGCUACAGAGAAAGUUCCCUCACCUGGAAUUCAAGAGUAUUCGGGGAAACCUCAACACCCGCCUACGGAAGCUGGAUGAGCUGCAGGAGUUCAGUGCCAUUAUCCUGGCUGUGGCUGGCCUACAGCGCAUGGGCUGGCAGAACCGGGUGGGCCAGAUCUUGCACCCAGAGGAAUGCAUGUAUGCUGUGGGUCAGGGAGCCCUGGCGGUGGAGGUCCGAGCCAAGGACCAGGAUAUCUUGGACCUAGUGGGUGUGUUGCAUGAUCCUGAAACUCUGCUUCGCUGCAUUGCUGAAAGGGCUUUUCUGAGGCACCUGGAAGGAGGCUGUAGCGUGCCAGUAGCAGUGCAUACAGUGAUGAAGGAUGGGCAACUGUACCUGACUGGUGGAGUCUGGAGUCUAGAUGGCUCAGAUAGCAUGCAAGAGACCAUGCAGGCCACCAUCCAGGUCCCUGUUCAGCAAGAAGAUGGUCCAGAGGAUGACCCACAGUUGGUUGGAAUCACUGCCCGGAACAUUCCAAGAGGAGCCCAGCUAGCUGCUGAGAACCUGGGCAUCAGCCUGGCAAGCUUGUUGCUCAACAAAGGAGCUAAGAACAUCCUAGAUGUUGCACGGCAGCUUAAUGAUGUGCGCUAACUGGCCUGCAGGGCACAGGAACCGAACCCCAGCUGUCACUCCAGUGCCUAUGUCUGGCUGUCAAGUGCCCUGUGCUCCUUAACAAGGGGAAUGAUUAUCCCAGGAGAUUGAACCAGAGUUGUUGAGACUUCGGCCUUGGAAGAUAUGCCUCAACUUGGGGCCUCCAUGACUGCCUUUCCCUCAGUAGUUUGUGGGCUUCAUCUCUUUAGAGAAAGUCCAUGCCAAUCUUUUAAUGUAACCAAUGCCACUAAUCAGUUCAGAAUGUGGUUCUCCUGGAGUUGGGGGAAGAUAUGAAUAAACCCAAAGCCCUUUUAAACCUGAA
Rattus norvegicus (Norway rat) is the source of this 1647-nucleotide messenger RNA. RefSeq names its product hydroxymethylbilane synthase (gene Hmbs). Gene Ontology annotation, molecular function: hydroxymethylbilane synthase activity. The record is from RefSeq and is a predicted model, not a curated record. Gene Ontology annotation, biological process: porphyrin-containing compound biosynthetic process; tetrapyrrole biosynthetic process. Lineage: Eukaryota; Metazoa; Chordata; Mammalia; Rodentia; Muridae. Gene Ontology annotation, cellular component: cytosol.